AUGUCUUAUAUCAAUCCAUUGAAAAAGAAGUUCUUAGAUCAAACACCUCCACCAAACUAUGUUGCUGGAUUGGGUAGAGGUGCAAUCGGUUUCACUACACGUUCUGAUAUUGGUUCUGCUAGAAAUGUAGAUGGAGGAGUACCGGGAUUUGGUGAUAGAAAACAACAACAACAACAGAGAAGUGGGAAUGAAGAUGAUGAGAAUGGAGAUGAUAGCGAUAACAUUGGAUAUACAAAUUACGACGAGUUUAAUGGUGAUGCAAACGAUGGAUUCUCUGAUCCCAAUGCAAUCUACGAUGCCGACGACAAAGAAGCAGACGACAUCUGGGCAGAGUUGGAUAGAAAGAUGGAUUCACGUAGAAAGACAAGACGUGAGGAAAAAGAGAGAGAACAGAUGGAAAUGGAUAGAAUGUCACGACCAAAGAUUCAACAGCAGCUUGCGGAAUACAAGUUGGGAUUGGCAGCGGUCUCUUUGGACGAAUGGAUGAAUCUCCCGGAUGGUGGUGACAUCUCGAGAAAAGCAGUAAAGAAACAGCGGGAAAUCUAUGUUCCCGUGCCGGAUUCGUUGAUUGAGCGAGCGAGACAAGAGAAUGAAUCGUAUUCAGUGCUGCAGGUAGGCAAUUCCAGUGGUGGAAUCAACGACGGCAACCUGUCGAGCAUCUCUGGUACGACGACGACCGACUUGACACAGGUCGGAUCGGCGCGAAAGACAGUGCUCGAUUUGAAGUUGAAUCAAGUGAGUGACAGUGUUUCCGGACAGACUUGCGUCGAUCCCAAAGGUUAUCUCACCGAUCUAAAGAGUAAGAAGAUUGCAACGGACACUGAGAUUGGCGAUAUCAAGAAAGCGAGAUUGUUGUUCAAGUCGGUGAUCCAAACCAAUCCUAAACAUGCUCCCGGUUGGAUUGCAGCGGCCAAACUGGAGAUGUUGGCUGGUAAGCUGAGUCAAGCACGUAAAAUCAUAUCACAAGGUUGUCAGGAGUGUCCGGACAACGAGGAGGUGUGGAUUGAGAAUGCCAAUUUGCAGACGCCCGACAACGCCAAGGCGGUGUUGGCGCAGGCAGUCAAGCUGAUUCCACAGUCUGUCAAAGUAUGGCUGUAUGCAACCAACUUGGAGAAAGACAUUCGUAUGAAGAAAAAGAUUCUUCGACGUGCUCUAGAGUUCAUUCCCACCUCUGUGAAGCUGUGGAAGGAGGCGAUCGAGUUGGAGGAGCCCGACGAUGCAAGAAUCAUGUUGGGUCGUGCAGUGGAGUGCGUUUCCGACAAUGUUGAGUUGUGGCUGGCUUUGGCCAAUCUAGAGACCUAUGAGAAAGCCAGAGAAGUUCUGAAUCGUGCGCGUCAAUCGAUUCCGACAAGCAGCGAAAUCUGGAUUGCAGCGGCGCAACUCGAAGAGUCGGCAAAGAAGAAUGAAAACGUAUCGCGUGUCAUCAAGAAAGCUAUCAAAUCGCUGUCCACCACUAAUAUUGUUGUGAUGGAUCGUGAGAAGUGGAUUGGAGAAGCAGAGAAAUCAGAGAAAGUCGGUUAUCCAAUUACUUGUCAGGCGAUCAUUUUCGAAUCGAUUGGAAUGGGUGUCGAAGAGGAAGAUAGAAAGAGAGUUUGGUGUGCCGAUGCCGAGGAGCUGAUACAACGUGGAUCGAUAAAGACUGCCAGUGCUGUCUAUGCUUAUCUGCUGACGGUCUUCCCAACAAAGAAGUCGGUGUGGGUCAAGGUUGCGCAACUCGAGAAACAAUACGGCUCGAAAGAAUCGUUGGAACAAACAUUGAAACAAGCUAUAAAGAACUGUCCGCACUACGAAGUGCUCUGGCUGAUGUAUGCCAAAGAGAAAUGGCUGGCUGGCGACGUCGACCAGGCACGUUCCAUCUUGACACAGGCUUUCGAGUCGAAUCCUGGAAGUGAGGAAAUUUGGUUGGCUGCCGUCAAAAUUGAAUCAGAGAUGAAUGAAAUCAAGGUGGCAAGAGGUUUGUUGAAGCGUGCCAUCGAUAUGGCAGCGACAGAGAGAAUUUGGAUGAAGUCGGCGUUGUUGGAGCGCGAGUUUGGCGAGUCGAAAGCAGAGAACGAUAUUCUGGCCGAGGGAUUAAAGGCGUUCCCAACAAGCUGGAAACUGUGGCUGAUGAAAGCGCAGCUCGAGGAGCGUGUAAAUCCACGCGCACUCGACAAGAUCAGAGACAUCUACAAUUCAGCCGUAACGAAAUGUCCAUCUUCCAUCCCAUUGUGGUUGGAGUUUGUCAGAUUUGAGAAGCGCGCCAACAACCAACAGAAAGCGAGAACUCUCUUGGAGAAAGCAAAGCUUCGUAAUCCAAAGAACGAGGAGAUCUAUUUGGAGUUUGUCAGAUUUGAAAAGUCGGUUGGAAAUGCCAAGGCCGCUGCCAAUUGGCUGUCAGUCGGCCUGCAAGAGUGUCCGAAAUCCGGACUGCUCUGGGCCGAGGCGAUUGCCAACGAGCCAAAGCAUGGCCAGAAGAACAAAUGUGUCGAUGCUCUCAACAAGUGUAACAAUGACCAAUACGUUCUGACGCAAGUCGCCAAGAUCUUUUGGUUCGACGGCAAGCUUGACAAGGCAAAAUCGUGGUUCAAACGUGCCAUCACCACCUUUUCAGACUAUGGCGACGCCUGGGCAUACUAUUAUUUAUUCCUACUGAGAACUGGACAGUCAUCGAGCAACACCAGUAAAAACCUCAAUGAAUCGGAAAUGAAUGAGCUUCUCAAACAGUGUCUAGAAGCGGAGCCUCACCACGGAGAACAGUGGACUAAAGUGUCGAAACAGCGUGCACCAAUAAGAUUAUUUUGUCAUUGCAAAUACAGAUUCACCAAAUAA
Molecule: messenger RNA, 2808 nt
Organism: Heterostelium album PN500
Lineage: Eukaryota; Evosea; Eumycetozoa; Acytosteliales; Acytosteliaceae
Gene: prpf6
Product: pre-mRNA-processing factor 6
Exons: 3
Coding region: 1-2808 (935 amino acids)
Biological process (GO): mRNA splicing, via spliceosome; spliceosomal tri-snRNP complex assembly
Cellular component (GO): catalytic step 2 spliceosome; U4/U6 x U5 tri-snRNP complex
Molecular function (GO): protein binding
Source: RefSeq, a predicted model, not a curated record